CGCUUUUCGUGCGGGCUAGUGAGGCAUCGUAGGAAGGACUAUGGGUUGACGCUUCGGAGCGUGAAAAAGGACAGUCACCAUGGGGAGGGUGCAGCGGCGGCAACAUGAGGCCGCUCCGGAACAUGUGCAGGAGACACUCAGGGGUCGCUCCCCUGUGUAUUGGUACCUUGUCGUCGGCCAGAAGGUCGACAACAAGGAGGUCAUAAUGUCGCGUUGCACAUUCUGCAACAAAGUGUUCCAGAGGACUCAGUACCAGGCAACGAGACAUUUUAGUCAGACGGAGUAUUGCAAGGACGUCAACGACGAGGCACUUUACGAGAUCACACGAAAGACUCAACAAAAGUUCAUGUUUGAUCAGAUGGAGAGGGUUGCCUGGUGCGCUGUGGAGCGUGGACUCGAUGCGCCCCGGGCCGGUGGUGCAAGGGGAGGCGAGGCGGAACAACGUCUGGAGGGAGGGGGCAGGGGAGAUGGUGGCCAGGGUGCGUCCGACCGCCCAUCGGGGGGUGGAGGCGGGAACAUGGUGGAGGACGUGAUCCACAUCGAUCAUGAGGCUCGUGGCCUGGGCGAGGAGGGACUCUUGGGACACGAGGACGCGCCAGAGUUCCAUCCAGCCACUUGGGAGAGGAUGGUGGACUGGAUGUGGCGAGCAGCCAAGGGUGCGGUGCCUGUACCGAGUGGUCUGAGGGAGGAUGGUCCUUCGAAGAGGAAGGAAGGAGGAGCUGAUCCGGCUGCUACCCACACUGAAAAGAGGCUCCGGCAUUCGCCGCGCGCUGUGCUCCCUAACCACAGCGAGAUUCCCAGCAUGCAUGCGGUGGAGACCCACCAUGCGGAGUUGGCGAAGGAGUUAGAGGAGGUGAGGCAACCAUUCUGGGUGACUGGUGCCACCAUCCUCUUUGACGGGAGGAAAUCACAAGACGGGAGACCAAUUGCGAAUUUCCUUGAUGCACGCUCGCGAGGGGCUGUUAUGUACAUGACGAUCAAUCGAGAGGGGGAGCCGGACGAUGCAGUGCACGUCCUUCAGAGAUGGGACACCAUCUUUCACGAGUUCAGGUUCGGUGGACCGCAGCAGGUCAAUGCGAUUUGCACUGACUCCACUUCAACUGGGGCGGCAUCGAUUGGUCGAGCGCCUUCGAUGGACGAGGCGACAGGUGAGACGGGUUCGCGGACCUCGAGAGAGAGGACGGCGGCGGAGUCCCCAGAUGAGGCACGCGACAUCACGAAGCGAGAGAGGGCUCGACUUAUGGCAUCCAGCGACCCUCGUGCUCAGACGUUCGUACGGGCCUUGGAGGAGCGUAGGCGUCGAGAGACAGGGAGAGAUGGUCAGCAGGGUGGGGUGGUGGCGGGGGCGGUCCGGACGGACGUCACAAAGGCGGUGGCAGCAGAGGCGGUAGAUAAGGUUGUGGUCGGUGGGCCACAAACAGUGGGUGAGGCUGUGGUUGGGGGCCCACAAACGGUGGACGAGGCUGUGGAGGCUGGACAUAGGCGAGACGGGGGGGCGGGCGACUCACGCGCCAUAGUUCAUGACACAACGUCGGGUCAGGUUGUCGCGUUUUUGGGCCUGCAGUUGGCCGAGGCCCGACAGUUGCAGCCGGCGGAGGUGGCAGUGCAUGAUGUGUCAUUUGUUGUUAUCACGGACUUGGGGUUUGGGCCAUUGGUUGUGCGUUCGUGGGCCGUGGCCUAGACGACCGGCUCCUCAGUAGGUUCAUCGUCCAUUGGAUGCAGAGGAGUUGGCGGCGGCCGCUGUGGUCGAUGUUACUCAAUUGGACCAG
Chara braunii is the source of this 1769-nucleotide messenger RNA. The record is from the annotation of a GenBank genome assembly. NCBI's taxonomy places the organism in Eukaryota, Viridiplantae, Streptophyta, Charophyceae, Charales, Characeae.